AAGAUAAAAAGGUGCAUCAGUGUUGACAACGUGGUAGUGAUCAUACCUGCUGCUCAGAACUGUGUCUGUUUUAGGCAGGUGAAGUUGUAGGUGAUGUCGGUGGUGAAAUUCCGCUAUUGGCACGUGUGCAAAUCCAUCUCGCAUGCUCUCGCGCACUACAGACAGAGCAGUGUUGUCUCGAGCUCGCCGUGAGCGGACUGUUACCGAGGCUCCUGACGGCGGAGGGAGGGACACGCAGUCCGGAUGCUCCUUCAUGAGGAGUAAAGCAAUACAUCAGCGACUCCAAUGCGGUGCCAAAUGUUUCUAAUUCGGUUUCUGCGUCCGUUUCCCGCAGGAUGCCGUUUGGUAAAAAAUGCGCAUAUGAAAUAAACGUGGGUGGGAUCCCUUCGGCGUUGGCCACUGGAUCUAUCACAGCGAAAGUAACGGUAAAACGCGGAUGUGCAUUCGGAGAAAGGCUGGAAAAUAGAUCUGUAUGCCGGAUGGAAGAUUUCUGAGGGAGAUUUCCGCGCCGGUGUGAAUAGACGCUCUGUCCUUGGCGUCUUUUUCCCGCCUUCUGAUUGGAUUGUAUCAACGUUUCUUCUCAGAUGGUCUUAUUUUUGUGUUCACCCACUUUAAACACGACGAUAUCGUACUGUUUUUACCUCUCUCAAUAGUGCCAUGUUUCUCUGAGGCGAUCCGACGUGAGGCGAAAAGUCUGACUGGUCCUCUUUCAGAAGUAAACCAUCAACAUUUCUGGAUUCUUCGACCAUUUUUCAUUCUUAGUGUGUUUUGGAAAGCAUUCACGUUUUGGAUUAAUUCUGCGCUAAACGGAAAGUCUGUUUGGGGAUUUCAAAAAAAAGAUCGUUUGAAUCGAGUCAGCCGUUGGAAUGAAAAACCGUUAAAGAUUUCGCGGCAAAUUUGGAUGCGUUUUCCUCGUCUGUAUUAAUACAUCUUUCGUUAUAUAUAUAUAUAUCACACAAUACAUUUAUCCCUGUGAGCAUAUUGGUACGAGACUCUGGACCCAGAGGAGGUGAUUUAGACAUCAUCUAUCUCAAGAUCCCGGACAUUUCUGUGCUGCUCUGAACUUGAGGCGUUUGGAUGCUCCAGGACGGAGGUGGCAUCACUCCAGUUACCCAGAAGCCCUUGAAAAGACGAGAGAUGCCCUUUUGAGAUGACUGACACUGGAACAAACUUCAUAUCUGGUUUAGGAAGCUGAUGAAUCAUGGAGAGGCUGGUGUUUUAUGUGCUGGUGUUCGGCGCGCUGGUGAAGGCUCAGCAUUGCCCGGGUCGCUGCAUCUGUCAGACCAUCUCGCCCACGCUCACGCUGCUCUGCGCCAAAACCGGACUGCUGUUCGUGCCGCCCACCAUCGACCGCAAGACCGUGGAGCUCCGGCUGACCGACAACUUCAUCACGGCCGUCCGCCGGAAAGACUUCUUGAACAUGACGAGCCUGGUGCACCUCACGCUGUCCCGCAACACCAUCAGCCAGAUCGCGCCGCACGCCUUCGUGGGCCUGAAGGCCCUGAGGGCGCUGCACAUGGACGGGAACCGGCUGACGGUCAUCAACAGCGACCAGCUGAAGGGGCUGAUCAACCUGAGGCACCUGAUCCUGGGCAAUAAUCAGAUUCACUACGUCGAACUGUCCUCCUUCGACGAGUUCGUCUCCACCAUCGAGGACCUGGAUUUGUCCUACAACAACCUGAGGACGUUACCGUGGGAAGCCAUCGCCCGGAUGACCAACAUCAACACCCUGACGCUCGACCACAACCUGAUCGACCACAUCGGCGCCGGGACCUUCACGCUCCUCACCAAGCUGGUGCGGCUGGACAUGACGUCCAAUCGUCUGCAGACGCUGCCGCCGGACACGCUGUUCCAGCACGCGCAGGUCCUGUCCGACCCCAAAGCGUCCAGCUCGUCUAAGCUGACCGUGAGUUUCGGAGGAAACCCGCUGCACUGUAACUGCGAGCUGCUGUGGUUGCGCCGGCUGACGAGGGAGGACGAUCUGGAGACCUGCGCUUCGCCUGAACACCUGAUGGACAAGUACUUCUGGUCCAUUCAGGAGGAGGAGUUCAUCUGCGAACCGCCGCUCAUCACCAAACACCAGGUCACCAAACCCUACGUGAUGGAGGGUCAGGGCGUGACUCUGAAGUGUAAGGCGAUGGGCGACCCCGAUCCCACCAUUCACUGGCGUUUUCCCGACGGCAAACUGGUGCACAACAACUCACGCACGAUCCUGUACGACAACGGCACGCUGGACAUCCUGAUCACCACGCUGAAGGACAGCGGCGCCUUCAACUGCGUGGCCUCCAACGCGGCCGGCAUCGCCACCGCGGCCGUGGAGGUGAACAUGAUCCCGCUGCCGCUCUUCGUCAACAACACGGGCCACAUGAGGGAGGCCGACCCGGGGCUCUCGGACAUCACCACGUCCACCAAAUCCGGCAGCAACGACACCAAACCGCAGAACAAGAGGGUGGUGGUGGAAAACCUCACCGCCAACUCGGCCGUCAUCCACUGGCCGUCCGAACGGCACAUUCCCGGGAUCAGGAUGUACCAGAUCCAGUACAACAGCACGGUGGACGACACCCUGGUGUACAGGAUGAUUCCCUCCGCCAGUAAGACGUUUAAGAUCAACGAUCUGGCGGCGGGUCGCGAGUACGAGCUGUGCGUGUUGGCGGUGUACGACGACGGCAUCACGUCUCUCACGGCCACGCGCGUGGUGGGCUGCGUCCAGUUCCACACGGGCGCGGAGGCGGGUCAGUGCCGCUUCAUCCCCAGCCAGUUCCUGGGCGGCACCAUGAUCAUCAUCAUCGGCGGGAUCAUCGUGGCGUCCGUCCUCGUCUUCAUCAUCAUCCUCAUGAUCCGCUACAAGGCGUACGGCGGGGCCGACGCGGCCAAAGCCAAAGCGCGAGGAGACGCCGGCGUGCACGCGCACUCGCAGACCAACGGGAGCCGCCCGGGACGGUCCGGCUCGAAGCAGGACGAGCGACCCGAGUCGCCCAAGGACUGCAAGGCGCUGGUGCUGCUGAAGAUGGAGGAGACGCAGGAGGAGCUGAAAGUCGAGCUCCCGCCCGUUUGCUCCGAGAAAGCGCCGCCGCCGUCGUCCCGGAGAGCCAGCCUGGGCGGGCCGCCGUCCGACGACACGCAGACGGACAGCAGCCUGACGGGCUCCACCAUGUCCCUGUGCCUGAUCGGGGCCGGCGCCGGCCCGGCCGAACCCCCUCGGAAGGGGCCGCUGGCCAACAUGGGGCUCCUGCCCAGCGAACUGGCCCGGACUCGGCAUCGCUUCUCCUUCGACGGAGACUAUGCUCUGUUCCAGAGCCACAGUUACCCGCGACGGGCUCGAACCCGCCGCCACAAAUCCACCACCCAGCUGAACACGGACGUGUCGCCGCCCUGCAGCCGGAGGGUGACGUUCAGCAGCACAGAGUGGAUGUUGGAGAGUACGGUCUGACGGACUUCACGUCUACACGUGCGUUCGGACCGUCUGCGUAUUGACGUUGUUGCAGUAACACACGCUCCGUUGAUUCCAGUGUCCGUUUUAACACGUAUAAAAACAUGACACAGCAGCUCUGCUGCCAAACCUAGUGAGCUGCCUACUUACACAGCAUCUAAGGACGCACUAAAGUGAUCAAAAGUGACAGUAUAGACAUUCAGAAAAAAAUAAAUCAAUGAGAAAUGUUUCUCAAGCAGCAGAUCGUCAUAUUAGAAUGAUUUCUGAAAGAUCACGUGAGUAAUGAUGCUGAAAAUUCAGCUUUGAUCACAAGAAUAAAUUACGUUUUAUCAUACAUUUACAUAGAAAACAGCUAGUUUAAAUUGUAAUAAUAUUUCACUGCAUUUUUGAUCAAAUAAACACAGGCUUGGUGAGCAGAAGAGACUACUUUAAGAUUUCAGCCCUAAAUAUUUGUAUUUUUCAUUUAUUAGUGGUUCUCAAAUGGUUUUACGUUAUGAUUUAAAUUUAUGUUUAUGCACUAAUAUUUUUAAUCAUGCAAAAUUGUAUUUGAAUGGUUUUAAGUCAAGUCGAGUUUUAUUGUCAUUCUGCUACGUGUGGACAUACAGUGGACGAGAUGUCGUGUCUCGUAGGACCACGGUGCUACAUACUAGUUAAACAUAAUAUAAACACAGCAGUACAAGAAUAAGAAAAGCAAUUAUAAACCCAUACAACAGUGAACCAUCUGACUAUACAUUUACUAUAAUAAAUAGUUGACUACACAUACACAAACUGAGACUACAAAAACUUUACAUAAGUACUGUACAUGAAGUUUUACAAAAGAGACAUUUGUACAUGAAAUUGUGCAAAAAAAAGAUGUUACAUGAGAUGCAAAAGAGAUAUUUUGUGCAUUAAAUUGUGCAGAAGAGAGAUUUUGAGGGAAGCAUAGUGCAAAAUGAUUCGUAGUGCAAUGCACAAAUAAACAUAUAUAUAUUUUAUUUUAGUAUAUUACACCAAAAUGCUGUUAUUAUUACAGUUUUAUAAAUGUUUUGAAUUGGCUUUUAAUUUUAUAUUUUCAGUUUUAAUUUUAGCUUCAUUUUUAGUAUUUUUUUUUUAUUAUUUUGUAAUUUUUUUUAAGUACUUCCACUUAUGGAAAUAUUGUUCGUUUUAAUUUUUUCACCACCUAAUAUUAAUAUUGUAUUUAUUUUAGCUUCAUUUCAAGUAACAAAAAUGUUUUAAUAUUUUUAUUUUUAAUAUUUUUUUGAUUUUGUAAUUUUUAUUCAAGUAUUUCUAUUUUUUAAGUACUCCUACUUAUUUGAGACAAAAUUUACCUUUUUCCCGACCAAUAUUUGUAUUUUAUUUAGUUUAGAUGUAGUUAUAUAUAAUUAUAUUAUUAUAUUAUAUAAUUAUAAUUUCAGUUUUAGUAAUUUCAGUACUUGAAAUUAUUUCAGGCAACAUUUAAUUAAAAAAAUACUGUUCUUUUUCAUUUUUUCACCACCUAAUAUUCAUACUGUAUUUAUUUUAGCUUCAUUUUAAUUAACAAAAAAUGUUUUAAUAUUUUUAUUAUUAGUUUUUUUUAUUUAGUAGUUUUUAUUCAUUUUUUUAAGUAUUUCUAUUUUUUUAAGUACUUCUACUUAUUUGAGGCAACAUUUACCUUUUUUUUUUCUCCGACCAAAAUUUGUGUUUCAUUUAGUUUAGAUUUAGUUAUAUAUAAUUAUAUUAUUACAUUAUAUUAUAUAAUUUUAAUUUCAGUUUUAGUUUUAUUUCAGUUAUUUUAGUACUUGAACUUAUUUCAGGCAACAUUUAAAAAUUGUUCAUUUUAUUUUUUUCACCACCUAAUAUUCAUAUUGUAUUUUAUUUCAGCUUUAUUUCAAUUAACAAAAAAUGAUAAUAAUUAUAUUAUUAUAUUCUACAAUUAUAAUUUCAGUUGUAGUAAUUUCAGUACUUGAAAUUAUUUCAGGCAACAUUUAGUUAAAAAAAUAUUGUUCGUUUUCAUUUUUUCACCACCUAAUAUUCAUACUGUAUUUAUUUUAGCUUCGUUUCAAGUAACAAAAAAUGUUUUCACAUUUUUAUUUCCAGUAUAUUUAUGGCAAAUUAUGACGAAAUGGUCAAAAUCAGAUCAAUUUAAUUCAAACAUCAAAAUGCUGUUUGAAUGGACAUAUCGUUGACAUGACCUUUGACCUCAACAACAUAUAGAAAGUGUUUCGUCAUUUGACUGUCCUAAGUAUUUAUAAUGAGUUGCAUUUUAUUUUUUGCAUAAAUCUAGUUCACAACCAUUUGAGAAUCACUGUUUUGUUAACCUCCAACAUGCAAACAUCAAAUCAGUGUUGUACGUGGAGAGUGUUUCAAAUCCCUAUGUAGGCGGCUCACUAGGGUUCAAAACAGCGCUGAUGUCUGUUGUCAUUUGAUAGAGCACAGUCUGACCCGUCCUGCCUCCUCCCGCGGUCCUAAAGAGAGUCCGUAACGCAGCGGUGCCUUAUCUAACGACCAACCGACGGAGGAUGCUGCUAUCUGAGGUCACAAACACACCCGUCCCGUCCCGUCCCAUCCCGUCCGCACAGGUCUCUUUGGUUAGUCUUUUUGUUUACUAUGUGAUGCCAAGGGUGCAGAAGGAGGAGGAAGUGACGUCCAGGUGAGCGCUGUGUGUGAAUGUGUAUAUGUCCAAUACUUUUCAAAGACUUUUGCACAGAAGACACGAGAUGUAUACGGAUACGUAUCGCACCAGUCUAUACAACAAUAAAAAAACGAUUACGAAAUAGAUCUAUACAAAUAACAUCUGCUUUUUCAGGAAGAACGGACCAGGUUUUCUACAAAAUUCGAGGACGAUUUGCAGCUGGAUGGACUGUUUAUGAACCGCUAUUGUGCUGAUGUGACUGUAUCCAAAAAUCGGUUUUGUAUCUGGCUGGUCUAGAUAAAAAAUAAUGAUUAAAAAAAAAACAAAAGAAAUAAGACCAUUAUCGACAGCAACGACAAAUACAUAUAUAAGUAUAUUAAAAUCUCUCGGUGUAUGUGUUCUGAAUAUGUAAGUCAUAGGUGACAUGACUUUUUACGAAACAUUUUGGAGUGCUGGCGUACGGUUUUUACAUUAAAAACCACUGUCAUCAGCGAUCCCCACAGUUAGCGUAUUCAAGUUUGGACCAUUUAUGCCUCACGAAAAGGGGAUUAAAUUUUUUGUGUGGGUUGACUGUACGAGGUGUUUCUGUCUUUUCUUCUUGCACAUUUUCCUCUCACGUUUCUCUCGCAUGCUCAGCGUGUCAGUAAUGAUGGGAUGCGGCAAUCGAACAAAAAUACCUUGUCUAAUUAUGGUUUCUCAAUGAUUUCGGAUGUUAUUUUGGGAGGCUUUAUACAAACACGCCUUUAUUCUCAGAUUCAGUGUACAGUGGGUCUGCGGUGAGCAAAAUGCAUUCAUUUUAUGAAAUACUUUUGCCAGUUUAUGUAA
Molecule: messenger RNA, 6845 nt
Organism: Labeo rohita (rohu)
Lineage: Eukaryota; Metazoa; Chordata; Actinopteri; Cypriniformes; Cyprinidae
Gene: lrfn1
Product: leucine rich repeat and fibronectin type III domain containing 1
Exons: 5
Coding region: 1202-3430 (742 amino acids)
Molecular function (GO): protein binding
Source: RefSeq, a predicted model, not a curated record